AUGAUGGUAUUGAUGGUAUUUGGUAGCAUACAUCUCCCUAAAUGUUGUGCCAUUGACCUCCCCAUGACUACGCAAGUGAGUUAUUGGAAUAACGCCUUACUUCAACGCAAACCAUUGUUCCCUCUUGUGAACAAUUGUCCAUCUAAGAUGUGUCGCUCAUUGGUAAGGCGUUCUCAUAAUCGAUGCGAGGUGAUGUGCCUUGUGGGGAUGGCUGCAAUGGUGUACGACAGGAGAGAGUGGAGAGGACGAUUAGUCGCUCCGCUUGAUGGAGGGAAGAUUGCGGAAGGAAGGAAGCGAUUGGGCGAGCGCGCUCUCAUUGUCAAACUCUGGGCUGCUUGCCACAUGGAUGCAUUGUCCGAUGACUGGCAUACUCGGUUGUCCUAA
Molecule: messenger RNA, 384 nt
Organism: Strongylus vulgaris
Lineage: Eukaryota; Metazoa; Nematoda; Chromadorea; Rhabditida; Strongylidae
Source: the annotation of a GenBank genome assembly